AUGCUGCCACGAGGCUCUUGGCUUUGCAGGACUUCAGAGCUGCCGGGCUCCCACCAGGUUUGCUGCUCUCUCAAAGAGCUGGAGGUGUUCAGCAGAGCACGGGAGGUUAAAGUGGAUCCUGACAAACCCCUCGAGGGGGUUCGGCUGCUGACACUGCAGGCAAGGAAGACUUUGUUGGUGCCCACACCACGCCUCAGGACUGGGCUGUUCAACAGGAUUGUGCCACCUCCAGGUGCAACUAAGGAGAUCCUGAGGAAAUGUGCCACAUCUCAGGGUAUCAAAGAAUUCAGUGUGCCUGUGGGGCUUGAUGGGAAAGCACAAGUGGAUUUGGUUGUUGUAGGAUCAGUGGCUGUGUCUGAAAAAGGUUGGAGAAUUGGGAAAGGAGAAGGUUAUGCAGACAUGGAAUAUGCAAUGAUGGUGUCAAUGGGGGCGGUGCAGGAGGACACACCUGUGGUGACUAUUGUGCAUGACUGUCAGGUGCUUGACAUAGCAGAAGAGCUUCUUGAUGAUCAUGACUUAACUGUGGAUUAUAUCCUCACUCCAACAAGAACUAUCAAGACUAACUGCAAACGACCCAAACCUAAGGGAAUAAUAUGGCAUAAGGUCAGCUCUGAGAUGCUGAGAAAAAUCCCUAUCCUAAAGGCUCUUCAAUCCAGAGAGAAGCAGAAUGGCAAGGAUGUCACCCUCCAAGAUGAACAUCCACACUUGGCAAGCAGCAGAGUGUUAAAGGAGGAGGUGAUGGCUGAAAACACACAUCCUCAGGCUGCCACAAGCUCAAUUCAAAUAGGACAACAAGAUGUUGCAAGUGACUCUUUGAAUCCCAGAUUAGAGGGAUCUGGCAUGAUUACUACUGUGUUUGUGGGGAAUUUACCUCCCAGGCUAAGAGUGAGUGAGCUGAAAUGUGCUUUAAGGGAAUUCCAUGUGACUCCUUUCCGACUGACUUGGCAGGGAGCACAGCAUAGAGCUUUUCUUGAUUACCAGGAUAAAAGAACUGCAGAGAGUGCUGUAGCCUCUUUGAAAGGCUUAAGCCUCAGGGGGAAUCCUCUGCGAGUUGAGCUGGCCAAGAGUCAGAGGAACAAAGGGCAAGGAGAAAUCAAUAGUCAGAAAUGA
Molecule: messenger RNA, 1110 nt
Organism: Acanthisitta chloris (rifleman)
Lineage: Eukaryota; Metazoa; Chordata; Aves; Passeriformes; Acanthisittidae
Gene: MTHFSD
Product: methenyltetrahydrofolate synthetase domain containing
Exons: 7
Coding region: 1-1110 (369 amino acids)
Cellular component (GO): cytoplasm
Molecular function (GO): RNA binding
Source: RefSeq, a predicted model, not a curated record